CAAAUUUUAGCCUCUACACAUUUCAGGCUCUGGACUCACUGCGUGAUGGCGACGAAGUUUUCACUGUGGUUUAAUUCCUGUGUUUGGCUCGCUGUGUCACUAUGCGUUUGCUUUGCCUCGUCCCAGCGUCACAGGUCAGUUAAUGGGACAUCCCGCAUCAGAAGAGAGACAUGUGUGGAUGGCACCUACAACAAAAUCUGUUGUAAGUGCCCCGUUGGACAGCGAGUAACAAAGCACUGCACUAAUGAAAGUGAUACCGAAUGCAAAAUCUGCGAGAGUGACACAUACAACAGUGUCCCUAGUGACCUGGAGACCUGUCAACCCUGCACCUCCUGCGCACAGCCAAAUGCUAAUUUAGAAGUAGAGGAAGAGUGCACUGCUGGUAGGAACGCCAAGUGUCGAUGCAAGAAAGAUCACUUCUGCAGCAGUGAAAGUUGCACAAUCUGCCAUCCAUGUAAAAAAUGUGACAUUGGUGGUAUUAAACGAGCCUGUACAGCCAACAGCGACACAGUCUGCAAUGAAAAUGGUGGCGGUAAUUUAAGUGGUGGAGCUAUUGCUGGAAUUGUUAUUGUCGUACUUAUUAUUGCUGGAGCCAUUUCUGCACUAAUCUGGAAAAAACGGAGCAAACAAAAGAAAGAGAAUGAAAACCGUGAAAAUGACAAAAAGGAUGACACUCCUCUUCUUCCAGAUGUUGACAUUAUUCCUCACCUGCCUGAUAUUGCAAAGGAGCUUGGAUGGAGAGAUGCAAGAAACCUAGCUCUCCGCACUGGGAUAAAUGUGGCUGCUAUUGAAUCUUAUGAAAUGGACUACCGAAAUGAUGCUGAGGAGCGAACGCUACAGCUGCUGCUGAAGUGGGCGCAGAAGGAAGGCAAACAGGCCUCAAAGAAACUUAUCGAAAACCUUGAGGAAAUGAACCAAAAGAAAAAAGCAGACCAGAUCAGAGACAUAUUGUUAAAACGUAGUUCACCAUCAAACAAUCCUGCAAGUAACUGCUGACAUGUAUACACAAUGAAAUUGAAGGACUUUGCAAGAUUUUUUUUUUUAGAAUUCAAAGUUACCUCUUGAAUUUGAAUUCAGGUUAUGAAAGCUGACUAUGAGUUACAAUUUAUUUAAAUUUGAUUGUUUUUAGUUUUAGUUUUCAAUGUGAAUUUGUUAAAAAAAAUAUUCACUUUGAAUUGAUAUUAUUAAUUUCAUGAUCAUAACAAUAAUGCUCAUUUUAAAAAAAAUCAUGUGUCAUAAGGGACAGAUGAAUGUCUUGCUACAGCUUCUAUAUUAUGUGAUAAUAUUUGAUGAACCUGGAGUUUGUAAAAGUUUUGUUUCGGUUUUGGUUCUCAUGGCUUAUUUUUAGGUCUAUUACAUAGCUGUUAUCUAAUGCUAAUAAACAUUUUUCAAACUUCAAAAGAGAAAACACUUGAAAAAAAAAAACAACUAAUAAAAAUGUCCUCUUUCAUUGGCCCUUUGGCUGGGUUUUGCAGAACAAGAUCUUUGUUUAGAGGAAAUAUAUUAAAAACUAUCACCACUUCCUAGCUUUUUAACAUUAUUACACCAUCCAUCCAGUAAUUUCUGUUAAUAUAAACAGUGUGGCUGUGGUGUAAACAGGCUAAGAAGGGAAUUCCAGGUGUGCAGCACUUCCAGUUUUUCCUGCCUGAGAAAAACUGGGGUGUUCCCACAUGAGAUAUAUAAUCUCUCCAGUGACUUCUCGACCAAGGCUAUUGCUGUUUACCAAAACCAAACUAAAAUCUAAAACUGGAAAUGAAAAAAAAAGUUAACUAAAAAUAAAAACUAGGCUUUUGAAAAAUGCAAUAAAAUGAUUUUGUGAACAUGGAAAACUAACAUGUUUGUUAGUUUGGUUAAAUUUUUUUUCUCCAAAUUUUUAUCCUUAUGAGACUUUGAUGGAGAUUUAUUGGGAUGUUUACAAGACAGGGAGUCAACUGUUUUCAAAACACUGUAAUACCUGUACUGAUUUUCCUAAAUCUUGCCCUUCAUACAAUAAUGUCACAGUUCUGGGUCUUUCUGACCCAGCUUUUUGAGUUCUUGUGUUUUUAUAUUAUGGUUUAUGUUUUGAGUCCUUUGUUGUACUAUGUUUGUUAUUUCCCUAGGUUUCAGUUAUGGUUAUCAUAGGUUUAGUUCUUAGGUUUUGUAAUACGGCUUCACUGUGUUCCAUGUUGUGUCUACUGUGCCUUUCUGUACCAUGUUUCAGGUUCCUAUGUUCUGUCUCCCCAGUUGCUGUUAAGUUUACAUGUUUAGAGUUCAGUCAGUGUGUUUCCUGUUUUACUUUGAAGGUCUGUGUCUCAUGUCAGUGUUUCUAGUUUUGCUUCCCUUGUCUCAUCCAGCCUGAUUACUCCCAGCUGUGACAAAUAAUAAAUCAAAUCAAAUCAAAUCACUUUUAUUGUCACAUCACAUGUGCAGGUACACUGGUACAGUACAUGUGAGUGAAAUUCUUGUGUGCGAGCUUCACAAGCAACAGAGUUGUGCAAAAUACAAUAAUGUAAAACAAGCAAAAUAUAAA
Messenger RNA from Pelmatolapia mariae (spotted tilapia), 2509 nucleotides. RefSeq names its product Fas cell surface death receptor (gene fas). Gene Ontology annotation, biological process: negative regulation of apoptotic process; immune response; regulation of stress-activated MAPK cascade. The transcript has 9 exons. Gene Ontology annotation, cellular component: membrane raft; external side of plasma membrane; CD95 death-inducing signaling complex. The coding region runs from base 46 to 996 and encodes 316 amino acids. Lineage: Eukaryota; Metazoa; Chordata; Actinopteri; Cichliformes; Cichlidae. Gene Ontology annotation, molecular function: protein binding; tumor necrosis factor receptor activity. The record is from RefSeq and is a predicted model, not a curated record.